Messenger RNA from Cotesia congregata, 2613 nucleotides. Lineage: Eukaryota; Metazoa; Arthropoda; Insecta; Hymenoptera; Braconidae. The record is from the annotation of a GenBank genome assembly.
AUGUACGUUUUAGUGCUCUAUCAAGAUGAAAUUUGGCACGUUUGUCCGCUAAAAAAUGUUUCCACUGUUCGUAAAAAGUGUAUGGUGAAAUAUAGUGAUAAUAAAAAAUAUGCAGCUCGUGUUAUGGCGAUUUGUCAUGAUAAAAUGAUUUUGACUGGAAUAAUGAAAAAUAUUCAUGGAACAACUAACCACAUGCAGGGCGUUUGGGAAUUAGAAAAUAUCCCAUCAAAAUCAUUCUCUCAAGUUUCAAAAGAUUUUUCAAAAGAUGUAAAAGAGCAUGUACUAUUCAUCGAUGAAAAUUUAUUUAAAAAAUCACUAUCCGAUAACCUAAUUCAAUGCUUCAAUUUUGAUCAAGAUAUAAAUAUUUACAAAUUUGUUUUGAAACAGCCACGUUUCAAGCGAAUAAAACGAGUGAACGAAGAAAACACGUCCCAGGAGUCUAUGUUAAAGUCAAUGGCUAAAAACCUUUCUGAUGAUGAAAUUUCACCAACAUCUGCUGAUAAAUGUUCUCCAUCAAAGAUUAUAAGGAAUGAUGAUGACAAGAUUCAGGAAUCUAUGUCAAAGUCAAUGGCUAAAGACUUUCCUGACGAUGAAAUUCCACCAAUAUCUGCUAAUGAAUGUUCUCCACCAAAGGUUACAGUGAACGACGAAAACACGUCCCAGGAAUCUAUGUUAAAGUCAAUGGCUAAAAACCUUUCUGAUGAUGAAAUUUCACCAACAUCUGCUGAUAAAUGUUCUCCAUCAAAGAUUAUAAUAAAUGAUGAUGACACGAUUCAGGAAUCUAUGUCAAAGUCAAUGACUAAAGAUGCUCCUGAUGAUGAAAUUCCACUAAUAUCCGCUGAUGAAUAUUCUCCAUCAAAGGUUAAAAGUUUGGAUGCCCCUAGUGAUUUUUCAAAAUUUUCACCAUCUAAUCUCCAUACAGAACAAAAAAACCGUUGCAUUGAAGAGCCCAAAAUGCUUGCAAAGACAAAUAUAAUUCAAUCAAAUAUUGUUGAAGAUGAAAGUUUAUCAGUUACUAUUGAUAAAUCUCUACAAUUAAAUCCUCCAAUUCUUGAAGCAGCAUCCAAUUUUUUAAUACUUCAAGCAAUAGGAAAUCCAACUUUUAACAGUACACUCAAGGAGGGUUGCAAUCCUGUAGUCAUAUGUUCAUCAGAUGCGGAACAAAAGGAAAAUAGCAUUAGAUAUCUGAACAUCCCUGAAAAGUUAUGUAUAGUUGAUCCAAGCAUUGAUCACGGUACAAAUUUAUUAAGCGCUAUUAGUGGUCCUAGACCAUCAGAGUUUCUAAUUUCACAUGAUUCCCCGGAACUUCAAGCAACAGGACAAUUGAUAUUAAUCAACAAUGUGCAGGAAGGUCUCAGUCUACUGAAUUUAUCUCAUUCAGAUGUGCAACAAAAAUGUCAAGGUCAGUUGGAGUCAAAAUUUUCUAUUGAUCAAUCAUCAACAGAAGAAAAAAUCUUCGUUAAUUUAUCUGAGAUAAGUCAUAAGCAAACGAUAGAAUCUUCUGGCUAUGACAAGACAUAUACUGUUCACGAAUCUGAUAAUCCGAAAAAUUGUAACGAACUUCAUCAAAUUUUCAACGGCACCCUUCAGAAUACUAUACAAGGUUCGUUCAUAGAACUUACUGAAGAACCAAUCAACCAUUCUCUCCUUGACCUGAAUUUGGAAAUUUCUCAACUUAGUCAAGUGCUUAAAUUGAAUAACGGGAUUUCAAAAUUUUCUUUAAUUAACAAUGAAGUUAAUUUACCCAAAUAUCAUACUUUAGAACAAGGAAUAGCAAAUUCUCAUGGAAUCAAUGGACAAACUAUUGCUCGAAUUACAGAAAAGACUACAAUUUCUGAGAAUAUAGAACCUGAGAAAGACAACAGUAAAGAAAAAAUUAAGCCAAAGAUUGUUUCCGAGGAAAAGGUGUGCAUAAAAUUACCAAAAAAAAGAAAAUAUGAUGAUACUAAUUCUGGUCUUCAAAAUUUAGAAACAAAAAUGAAGAGAAGAAAGCAGAAAAAAGAAAUAGAGCGAGAAGCGAAAGAAAAUGAAGAGAAAGAACCAGAAGAAGAAGACAAAGCUGCAAGAGGAGUUGAAUCAUAUUUUGGUGAAUCAGGAGACGAUGAAGAUGAGUAUAAGCCUGAUAGUAAUGAGGAGUCUUCUGAGUCAGAGUACGACGAGAAUCAUGAAUUUCAAGAUGACGAUGAACUUGAUGCAGAUUUAAGAACAGAACAGACGUUUUCUGAUUCUCUGAAUGAUACAAUUACUGUUGACCAAAAUUCAAAAGCAUUGAGGUUAUUGGGUCGACUACUUGUAGCAAUCAAAUCACUAAACUCGCAUAUUACAAGUUUUACACACAUAUUCCAGCCCCGUCACUAUGACUUUUUAAUUGAAGCUGUCAAAAAAGUUGCUUCUCGCAUCAAUCAAUCGUCUUUAAAAUUUGAUAAUUCAGCGCCGAAAACUUGGACAGAUGAAGCAAAGUCGACUGUUUUAUCAGCUUUUAAGAGACAUUUAGAAAAUGGGAAUGUACCGUCAGGAAAAGAGAUGCAAGAAUUGAUAAAUACACAUGAUUGUUUCAAAGGGCGUUCUGUUCCACAAAUGAGAUCAUGGCUACAUACAUACAAAAAAAAAUGA